AUAAAUUGGAGAGGCUCAAUUGAAAGGAAAGCAUUAGAAUUAAGAGGGACGGGAAAGGCUUCCUGUCAAGGGUGUGCGUUUAGCUGGGACACUCCUUUCUCCUGGCCUAGACCCCAGACUCCUCUCUGGACUGGACCUUGUUUAAUCUACAUUCAUCCAAGGGUGUAAAGCCCUAUAGAAAUGUUAGUUAUCCUCAGUGUCUCCUUUUCUAGCAGCCUUUCCUAGUGCUUUGGAGACUCCUGGGAAGCUCUGAGUAAAAUACCUUGUCCCUGCGUCCCAGUCCCAUAGAUGUCAAUCCUUUCUUUGGAUUUACCGGCUAACCCAAAGAUGGCCUCUAAGCCUGACCAGGGGAAAUCCAGAACCCAGCCAGUGAGGGUGGGACCCAGCCUGUUAGGGAAGGAAGCCGCGGUCCCGGGAGGUAAGCAAAAUGACUAGCAAAGAAGGAAAGGCAGCUCUUCCUGCUACGGGAUGAGAGGAGGCUGAGGGAGGAAAGGAAGUCUGGCAGGGAGAAAGUGGAAGGGGUGCCUUCAAUGCUUUUUUCCUGUUCCACCCAGUCUGCCGGUUCCUCUUUGCCCACUGUAAUUUUGGUGUCAGCGCAAAAGUUUUUCAUGCGUUCCCUUUCAUUUGCAUUUCCUUGGUCUCGGUUUCAGGUUCUGCCUCUGUGUGAGCCUCAGUUUCCCUCUCUGUAAAAUGAGGGGGGCGGCGUAGGUGGUCUCCGGGUCUCUCUUUUCCAGACCCACUAGUAAGCCUUCUGUGUGAGGGGCGUGUGCGGUUCUCGGUCUCUGUUUAAUCUCCGGGUAUCUCGGCGGAGUCUCUCCCGGCCUCCCUCCCACACUGCUGUGACUAGCCCUUUAUCCCCAGCCAGUUAGACUGGAAAGGUGAGCAGGGCGGAGGAGGGAGGAGGCCGGAGGGCGGAGGGAAGGGAAGUGGCUUCUGGCCGCCCUCGCUCCCAUUCCCAUUCACCUUUGCCACCCCCGAGACCACGUCCCGCAGCUGCCGGGGCUGGGUCGCAGGGCGGGAACGUCCGCGUCCCUCCGGUCCAACGCACCGCUCCUCUCCGAGAUCCCCGGAAGCGAGCUAGGAGACUCCCCGGGCGGACCGAGCCUCUCUCCAUCUGCUGCACCUGGGCUCUCCCUCACCUGCGCAGGUGUGAAGACUCUUAUUUGUGCUUACACCGCUGCCACCAUGACAGGCUUCCCAACCCUACCUCCCCCAAAAGCAGAGGAACUGAUGAUGUCCACUCCACUCCAACAAGCCACUGAAACCCUGACCCCUACAGCUGUUGCCAACACUGCAGUCAUUGCAGGUGUUAUCACAGUGGUCUUCAUCACCCUGCUCUCAGUGCUGAUUGUCAUCAUCAUUUACCUGUACAAGAAUAAAGGCAGCUAUUUCACCUAUGAGCCCGCAGAAGGAGAAGCCAGUGCAACUCUACAAAUGGAGGGUGAUUCAGUCCAAGAGAAAAAGGAGGAAUAUUUCAUCUGAUGAUUUCCAGGCACCCAAAGAACUCCUUUGGUCUCAAAAUGAAAGACUGAGUGCUUAAUUUAUUAGGUGAAAGAUGCAUCUAAAGCCACAGAUAGGGGAUGAUAAUGGACAAGUCUGUGCUCUCUCCAGGUCAAGAUCUAGGGACACUUCCAACCUGAGUACCCACAGCAGAGACCUAGGGGACAAAGGGAAGUAGUGAAAGCAGAUUAUGAUGCCUUUAGCUAGAUCUCUGUCAUGGAUCUUAAGAACUAGACGGGGUAGGACUAAAUACUGGGCAUAUGGGUAUUUACCAGUACUCUUGUAUUUAUCCUAUACUCUUAUUUGGUGGGAGAAUAGUGAUGGAUGUCACCCAAUCCCACUCUGCCUCUGGGCUGCAUUAUGUAAUUCAUGAAGAAUCCUAAUUACUGGUCCCCAAAAGUUAUUUGGCAUCCUUAUAACUAUUGCAGCAACUUGAAGAGGGGAUGAUGUGGUGAUGGUGGUGAUGAUACAUUAGCUGACCUCCUGCUGGGAUCUGAUACAUACCCUUUCUUCAAUCCCCCUUCUCAGGGGACUUCUGAGCCCAUUUUCUUAUUCCCAGUCCACUGUUGUAUUUGUGAUAUUUUUUUUAUCAUAAUUAAAAUUUUUCAUUACAUGA
Sarcophilus harrisii (Tasmanian devil) is the source of this 2116-nucleotide messenger RNA. RefSeq names its product small cell adhesion glycoprotein (gene SMAGP). Bases 1186 to 1482 code for a protein of 98 amino acids. The transcript is spliced from 4 exons. The record is from RefSeq and is a predicted model, not a curated record. Lineage: Eukaryota; Metazoa; Chordata; Mammalia; Dasyuromorphia; Dasyuridae.